Penicillium expansum is the source of this 726-nucleotide messenger RNA. Its product is annotated as NAD(P)-dependent oxidoreductase. The coding region runs from base 1 to 726 and encodes 241 amino acids. Lineage: Eukaryota; Fungi; Ascomycota; Eurotiomycetes; Eurotiales; Aspergillaceae. The transcript has a single exon. The record is from RefSeq and is a predicted model, not a curated record.
AUGACGUCAAACAUCGAGUCCGUUGCAUUUCUUGGCGCCAGCACCGGUGUUGGCCUUGCUGCCCUCAAACGCACUCUCGCUGCCGGACACAAAUGUAUUGCGCUGUGCCGUGAUCCCUCUAAACUCACUGCCAUCUUCCCUUCAGGGUCAACACCAAAUCUGAAAGUUAUCAAAGGCAAUGCACACGAUAUCACCGCCGUAUCGCAGUGCCUCCAAGCCGACAAUGGCCGCAUCGUCGAUGUCAUCGUGUCCACUAUCGGCGCCAAGCCACGUGGAAUGACAGUUGACGAUCCGGAUGUCUGCAAGAAAGGCGCAGCAACUCUGCUAGAUACCCUUGCCCAGCUUCGAAGUACCGGCAUUACCGGAAAUCCCCACAUAAUCGCUUGCAGUACAGUGGGCUUCUCCCGCUUCGGUCGCGAUGUUCCUGUCGCUAUGGUGCCUGUCUAUUACCUGUUUGUCAAAGUCCCCGGAGCAGACAAGGUAGUCAUGGAAGACCGUUUUGCGAAGAGCGGGGAAACAUUCACAAUCAUCCGUGCUAGUCACCUCACUGAUGGCGAGUCGAACAAGACUAUCCGUGUGGGCAUCGAGGAUCCCAAGACUGGUCCGGAGUCUAGAACUGUUGGGUAUACUAUCUCUCGGGAGGAUGCGGGGAGGUGGCUCGCCGAGAAUCUUGUCUUGAAAAUCGACGCGAAGUAUGUGAACAAGAAUGUGACUGUUACAUACUGA